This is a messenger RNA of Paramecium sonneborni, 1287 nucleotides long. The record is from the annotation of a GenBank genome assembly. NCBI's taxonomy places the organism in Eukaryota, Ciliophora, Oligohymenophorea, Peniculida, Parameciidae.
AUGCUAGGACUUGAAUAACACUAAUAACUUACAUGCCAACCUACUUCUGAAUUAAUUUAUCAUCAAGAAUUCGAUUAACCACAUGAACCAGCUAUUUAUAUGUCUUUAAGUAAAUUUUUUUUUUUAUUUUUAGAUUAUCAUAAAACUCAUUAAUAAAGUUACUCUUAAACAUCUUAAUAUAGUUAGCAUUCAAAACUAUUUGAUUUAAGAAAAAAAUAUCUAAAAAAUAGAGAGGAUACUUAAAGACGCUCAGUAUCUCAUCAUAAUAGAAACACUAAUAAUCGUUCACCUCUAAAGAAUUAAUAAACAAUAAAAUAGUAUUCUCCAAAACAAGAAAAUUAUCUACCUUAACAAAAAAAGAAAACUCUUCCAGUUUCAAAAAAUCUAGGUAGUAAUUUAAGAAAUAUUCUUAAAACUAAUUAUGUCUAAUAACCUAUUUUCGAGGAAAAUCCAUAAAAUGAAAAUAUAAGAAAAGAGUAUUCUUAAAUUAUUGAAAUUCCAUUAGAAUAUUAGUCAAUCAAUAGUUAUACUUUUAUAAAAACACUUGGUAUUGGAGCAACUGCUGAAGUCAAAAUGGCUAGGCAUAAAGAUUUAGAAAUUGAUGUUGCUAUUAAAAUUUAUGAUAAAAAGAAAAUGAAUAAUAUGCAUUUAAAAAAUCUUGAAAGAGAAAUUGAAAUUUUAAAUCAACUCAAACAUCCUAACAUAAUCAAUUUAUAUCAUAUGUUUGAAAAUGAUAAAUCAAUCUAUUUAAUUAUGGAAUAUUCAUCCCCAACUAAUCUAGAGAUAUUUAUGAAAGGAAGACCAUUUAAAAGAAUAAACGAAGAUGAAGCCAAAAUUUUAUUUCGUUAAAUUUCAGAUUCUGUUUAUUACAUGCACGAAUAAGACAUAUCUCAUAGAGAUCUUAAAUUUGAAAAUCUCUUAAUAGAUUAUAAUACUAGAAAGAUUAAACUUAUUGAUUUUGGUUAUUCCAUUAAAACUAAUGGAAAAUAGACCUGCUCUUGUGGUACUCCUUAAUAUAUGGCCCCAGAAUUAGUUAAAAAAGGUACUUAUGAUCAAUCUGUCGAUGUAUGGGCUUGUGGAGUCAUCCUUUUCAAAAUGAUAACAGGGGUAUUCCCUUUUAGAGGAAAUUCUGAAAAGGAUUUAUUUAAGAAAAUCUGUUUAGGCAAAAUUGAAUAUCCAUCAUUUGUUUCCUUUUCAGCUAAAUAAUUAAUUUCUGCCAUGCUUAGAGUAGAUCCAAAAGAAAGAUUAUCAAUGCAAGAAGUUUAAUAAAGUUAAUGGUUAUAGUGA